AUGAAUAGAAAAGAAAAAAAUGUAAACGAAAAAACCAAAACAGAAAUGAUUUCCUCUACAACACAAACUUCUGAUAAUGCGCGACACAAGAUAUAUAUUCUUUCUCUUUUUCUCUUCUACUUUGAUCAGAGCGUUGAUGGAGAUGACAUGAGUAUCAAUGCUGGUACGGAAAACGAUUAUAUUACUCUAAAACAAGGACAAGUGACUUAUUUGGUAACCAUUAAACUAUCCAAGGAAGUACUUGCUGCUAUAAAGUUAUCUCAAGUUAAAGUCAAAUCACCUACCAAGAAGCAAGAAAAUUCCAGUAUCAGAGAAAAUCAAAUAAAUCAAUACAAUGUAUUGGUUCUGAAAGAAGAUAGAGAACUACGAUAUUCCAAACGUAGAAGUAAAACUCCUGAAUCUACGAAUGACUGUCCAUCAAGCUCACCAAGUAAGAAGAAAGUCAAAUUUCUGUUGUAA
Molecule: messenger RNA, 459 nt
Organism: Candida tropicalis MYA-3404
Lineage: Eukaryota; Fungi; Ascomycota; Pichiomycetes; Serinales; Debaryomycetaceae
Exons: 1
Coding region: 1-459 (152 amino acids)
Source: RefSeq, a predicted model, not a curated record